AUGCUGAGCCCUGUGGGGAUCUUAAUGAGCCUCCUCCAGCAGCGCAGCGCUCCGGACGUGUUUGCUGAAGGAUUUAUCCGUGGCUGGAUUAGAACGCUCGCCGACUGCGUGUUGGUUUUGACCCAAGAGGGAACUGUCCGUGCUGCAGAAAUGUCCACACAGCUUGAGCUGCAGAGAAAGUUGUGUCUUCUCACCGUAGCCUUCAGCUCAAGUCCAGACCACACAACCAGACGCUCUUCCAAAGCUCCUGGAGCAGAGCAGCGCUUAAGCCCACGCCGCCCCACCUCUCCACGGCCCCUAGCGGCUCCCACACAUCAAAGCCCGGGGCGGGGAGGGUCCGUCCGUAGCAUCACGGCAGACAAAGGAAGCGAUUAA
Messenger RNA from Knipowitschia caucasica, 375 nucleotides. NCBI's taxonomy places the organism in Eukaryota, Metazoa, Chordata, Actinopteri, Gobiiformes, Gobiidae. The record is from the annotation of a GenBank genome assembly.